Molecule: messenger RNA, 2605 nt
Organism: Gigantopelta aegis
Lineage: Eukaryota; Metazoa; Mollusca; Gastropoda; Neomphalida; Peltospiridae
Product: major facilitator superfamily domain-containing protein 6-like protein B
Exons: 2
Coding region: 159-2072 (637 amino acids)
Cellular component (GO): membrane
Source: RefSeq, a predicted model, not a curated record
GCCGAGUCAAGGCUGUGCAGAAGCAACAAGUGUGAUGUGGUAACGUUUAACAUGUAUUUUCUCAGCUAUGUAAACAACACAUCUGUAUCUUGAUCCGGACUGACCAGAAGAAAGAAACCUGUUGUGGCAAUACUCUCUGUAAUCAAAACGAUUCCAACAUGGAAACAGUAAAUAUAUCACGGUCUAUAUUAAUAUGCAAUGUCUUCCAGUUCUUCUUUGCAUCAUCCAAAGCCUGCCUUUUACCGUUUUUGACUCUGUUCUUCCGUUUGAUGGGACUCAAUGCCGUGGAGACAGGAAUUAUCAUAGCUGCCAAAACACUUACGGGAUUUGUGUGGGCUCCCAUUUGGGCUCGUUGUGCAAUAGCUUACAAUAAACGAAGAAUUGUAUUGAUAUUUUCUCUGAUGGUCAUGGCAGCGACCUAUUUUACCAUGACUAUCGUUUACAGUCAUGUUUCAAACAAUCAGUUUUCUUGCAACAAAAGUUUUCACAGUGGAGACGGUGUGUUAGGUACUACAGUAAAUAAGUCUGGUGGAAACAAUAGUUAUGGCACAAACAGUGUCACAAUGUCUAGUAAAAUCCAACCUACCGGUACCUUUAUCACCAUGCCAGUGACUAACGAAACCAUUUACAAUACUGCACAAGCAGUAAGUAACAUAUCAAAAUUAUCUACAACUUCCAUUCCUACAAGCUCGCUAAUGCCAACAAGUCCUUUUCAACAAUCAAAGCUUAAAAAGUUAUUUUCGAUUGUUUCUCAACUUAAUUUAUCUAGGGAAGAUAAGCAGGAGAUAUUGAAAAGCUUUCAGUCUUAUAAAGAAGGCAAAAUGAGUUUAAAAGACGUGAUAAACAUGGUUGGUCGAUUCCUUCCUAAAAGCAGGCUGCACACCAGAGACAUCAGUGGAAUUUGGAAUGACUUACAAACAGGGCUAAAUGAAGAAGAAGAAGACCAUCUAAAACGUUCUGAGAUGAACUCACUUCAGAAGCGAUUCUACCUGGGUUCGUGGUCGGACGUCAAGGACCGGGUGAAGAAGCUGAUGAACGGACUGAAGGAGAAGGAACUGGAACUGUUUCUCAUUGUCCUGCUGCUCGUGGUCCUUGGGGAAUUCCUCAGUUGUCCCGUGGAGAAGGUCGCCGAUGACGCGUGGUUCGACUUCUUGGACCGCAUUGACGACCUAGAGAAAUACGGCAAACAGAGGCUGUCGGGAUCCAUGGCCUUCAUCCUGAUUCCAGUCAUCAUAACCCUGGUGGUGGACUACACUGACUGCAUUCUGCCAUACAACAUCCACCACUUCUUGAUCCACAUCUACCUGUUUAUUGCCUUUAUCGUUGUCACCAUGAUCGUGGCCAUCUUCUACCCUAUUCCCAGCGUGGACAAGCAGAAGUAUUCCAGCAAGUUUGGCCAGGGCAUGAGGAUCGUCUGCUGCGACUGCAGUAGUGUUCUCUAUGUCCUCACUCUCCUGCUGCUGGGAAUGGUGUACGCAUCUUUCAACAACUUCCUCUUCUGGUUGAUCCAAGAUCUGGGCGGGAAGGAGGUCACGAUGGGUCUGUGCGUGACGAUCGCAACGUUGGCGGAAAUCCCCAUGCUUCUCUUCAGCGGGAAGAUGAUCAGGAAGCUGGGCAAUGCUGGUGUCAUCUCCAUCUCUCUGGUGGCCAUGGCUCUGCGCAUGCUCUACUACUCCUUCCUGUGGAACCCGUGGGUGGUGAUUCCCAUUGAGCUGAUGCAUGCGUUCACUCACACGGCUAUGUGGUAUGCUGUCCUCAGCUUCGACGAUUACAACGUGGGACCUGCUGUCGACCGAAGCAUCCGUUCCAUAUUGUCAUCCAUUUACUUUGGCAUCGGCUUUUCGGUGGGUAGUGUCGUUUCGGGGGUUGUUUGGCACAUCUUUGGUAGCUCCGUUCUGUACUGGUCAGCCAGUGUCCUGUGUGCUGUUUGGAGCUUUCUGUUUUUCGUCAUCCAGAAGUGUCUUCCGAAGAAAGAAAGAAUAAGAUACAUCCGGCUUCUUCCUGGCGAAGAUGGAAUGGACUCUGGUGGUGAUGAUGAAGACUGGCUGGAGAUGGCGCUGAAAGAACAGUAGUGUUAAAAGAACAGUAGCGUCAGUACAUGACUGUGUGAAGCUCGUCUUUUAUUUCCAUGUUGGAUGCAUGAUGAACUCUGUUUAAGCAGCGUUCUCAUUACGCUAUUUGUCACUCGGACUUGUUUGCAUGCAAUUCAUCGUAGCAACUCGAAUCGUGUGUGUAUAAGACUAAUGUCGUACCAGUUUAGAUGGUCUCUCACAGUACGAUUUGAUCGAUGUGACAAGUCGUUGCAACUAAUUGCAUAAUGAGAACGCCCCUUUACAAACUUUUGAAGUCUGGUUAAGUUUAAAAAAACUCGUACACUGGCUUGAAUGUCUAGCUUUCCUUUUAAUAACAGUGCUUGUAUGACUGAAUACUACACAGAGUUUAUUUAAUAGGUUUCAAUGUAUACACAUCAAGUGGCAUAGCUAGGUUUUGAGGAGCACAAAGUACUGGGUACUGUGUUGUAUUAGAUGGCACCAACGUAGUAAAAAUAAGUUUCUUUAAAGGGACAGACCCUAGUUUCAACCCGUAAAUAUUAACACUAAGUUUA